GAGGCGCGUGAGGCGUGAGUUGUCCACGCGGAAGUUUCAAAGUUGUACAGACAGACAGCAUAAUCUUCAAACGCACAACCAAAGAAUAAUAACCCAACUUUUAUACUACUGUAAACCAACGCAACUCAGUGAUCGUAUAAAGCAAACAAAUUGAAUUGAAUAGCGUUCUCUUGAUUCUCAUCUUCUCUUGUUGUUAAAUACAUAAACACAAACAGCGAUGAAGAUAACGGCGUUACUGGUACUUCGAUGCGACCAGUCGGGUUCGGAUCCAGUGAUCUUAGCCAACGCCACCGAUGUGAGCCACUUCGGUUACUUUCAGCGCUCCAGCAUCAAGGAGUUCAUCGUCUUCGUCGGUCGCACCGUCGCUAGUCGCACUCCUCCCAAUCAACGCCAGUCUGUUCAACACGAAGAGUACAAGGUGCAUGCUUAUAAUAGAAAUGGUCUCUGUGUCUUGGGAUUCAUGGAUGAUCAUUACCCAGUCCGUAGUGCAUUUUCUUUGCUGAAUCAGCUAAUAGAUGAGUACCAGAAGAAUUUUGGAGAGUCCUGGCGAACUGUGCAAGCAGAUAAUGCACAACCGUGGCCCUAUCUGAAUGAAGCUUUGACCAAAUUUCAGGACCCUGCCGAGGCUGACAAGCUGCUGAAAAUUCAAAGAGAACUGGAUGAAACAAAAAUUAUACUUCACAAGACCAUUGACAGUGUUCUUGCUCGAGGAGAGAAGCUGGACAGUUUAGUUGAGAAAAGCUCAGAUCUUAGUGCAGCUUCCCAGAUGUUCUACAAGCAGGCCAAGAAAACCAAUCAAUGCUGUACAAUACUGUAAAAGCUUUGCAACCACGUGUAUCUUAUAUACUUUCGUUUGUGAUGGAUGAUCCUUCCACGUAAUCAUUGUUUAUAUAUCAUGUUAUAAAUUUGAUACAAGUCCAAGAGUUCCUUUGCUUGGGAGAUUUGACAGCAGAAUACUAGUAUUAUGGACUAUGUUUUCUGA
This is a messenger RNA of Daucus carota subsp. sativus, 982 nucleotides long. RefSeq names its product VAMP-like protein YKT61. Gene Ontology annotation, biological process: endoplasmic reticulum to Golgi vesicle-mediated transport. Gene Ontology annotation, molecular function: SNAP receptor activity. Bases 218 to 817 code for a protein of 199 amino acids. Lineage: Eukaryota; Viridiplantae; Streptophyta; Magnoliopsida; Apiales; Apiaceae. Gene Ontology annotation, cellular component: Golgi apparatus; membrane. The transcript is spliced from 6 exons. The record is from RefSeq and is a predicted model, not a curated record.